This is a messenger RNA of Andrographis paniculata, 2343 nucleotides long. Its product is annotated as UV-stimulated scaffold protein A homolog. The transcript has 2 exons. Gene Ontology annotation, molecular function: RNA polymerase II complex binding. Bases 108 to 2075 code for a protein of 655 amino acids. Gene Ontology annotation, cellular component: chromosome. Gene Ontology annotation, biological process: response to UV; transcription-coupled nucleotide-excision repair. NCBI's taxonomy places the organism in Eukaryota, Viridiplantae, Streptophyta, Magnoliopsida, Lamiales, Acanthaceae. The record is from RefSeq and is a predicted model, not a curated record.
ACAAUCUACAAUACCAUAUACGACUACAAAAUCAGACAAAUGCCACCGCCGGGAAAUCCACGAUCUAAAUAAGAAUAACUCCACCUCUCAAAUACCGGUGGGAAGCCAUGGCGGAGGAAGAAACCCAGAAACUAGUGGUUGUGGAUUUGAUUGACAAGGCGACCAACUCUACGGCGGGGGAGGUAGAUCCCCGCCUUCUCAAGGCGAUUAAAGUGACCGUUCGUUAUUCGGAUUCGGAGCUACGAGCUGCCGCCAAAGCCCUAAUGUCACUCAUGAGACGCGAUCAUUCUCAGGUUCGCUAUCUUGCUCUUUUCAUAAUAGAUGAACUUUUCAUGCGCUCAAAGCUUUUCAGAAGUCUUCUUGUUGAGAACCUGGAUCAGUUACUUAGCCUAAGCAUUGGGUUUAGAAGAAAUCAUCCACUCCCUGCUCCUGUUUCUGUUGCAUCUGUUCUGCGGUCAAAGGCUAUUGAGUUUUUGGAGAAGUGGAAUGAGCAAUUUGGAAUUCAUUACCGGCAGGUCAGAUUAGGCUAUGACUAUCUCAAGAACACUCUUCGUUUCCAAUUUCCUAACCUACAAGCCAAUGCUGCCCGAAUACAGCAAGAGAGAAGGGAAAGAGAAAUAAAAACAAAAGAGAUCUUACUAAAAAAAUUCGAAUCUCUGAAGGCCAACUUUCCUUCAGUGAAAGAGGAAAUAAAAUCAAAGAUUGACGAAAUUGAUGGGUGUUUAGAAAUUCUUAGAGCUAAGGAUGAAGAUAUGUCGCUGGCCCCUAUGGAUGAAGAAGAAAUGGAAGAGUAUCGUAAUCCAGAGCUACGGCAAAUACGGAUUGAUUCUUUGAAAGAAGGGGAAAAAGUUCAAGAGAACAGUGAAAAUAAAGUUGUUUUUGAUGCACUCAGGGAGUCUUACAAGGUUCUAAUGACUAAGCAUCUGGCUUUUAUCCAGGAAUCAAUUUCAGUUCUAAUAAGGGUGGAGACUACUGACAACAGGUUUAUAGAUGCUGCUUUGAAAGAUCUCAUAGAUAUAAGAAAUAUUAUCCAGUCAACAAUAAGAAAAUGUGAAGAAUCAGGUUGUACUCUUCCUAAAAUUACACCUGCUGAAGAGGAUGUUGUUUGGGAAGAAGGUAUCAUAGAAACAUUUGAUCAUGGUAAACUUGGUCCAAGCCUUUCCAGAAGUAGCAAUGAGCAAGAUCCAUAUAUUGGUGGUAGUUCAAGAGAAGCUGAAUGCAGUAAUAAUUUGUCACGGGUAGAUGCCAAAGAGAGUAAUGCGAAGACUGGAAAUGAAUCAAACCCCUUACGAAGUAAGCUUUUGACUGAAGCUCCAGUUCUUAAUUGGGGAUCAUUCCUUGACAGCUGGGGAUCAGACAGAGAUGUAUUAGCUAAUCAGAGGGGGUUGGAACUUGAAGGUCACUGGGGUAGGGUUGACCAUGAUGCGGUCAUACCAGCAGAAAAGAUUGCAGAACUCAAUGUCCGGGCAUUUGUUUAUGAAGAAAAACCUGUUGAUAUCAAACCAUGUCGAGCUCCUUUAAGGAAGGGUGGACUUUGUCAGAGAAUGGAUUUGAGAGUUUGCCCAUUUCAUGGACCCAUCAUCCCUAGGGAUGAUGAAGGAAAGCCUAUGGAAGAGAACUCCUUAACAGAUGAUACAGUUACCCAGAAGCAGCCGGAAGUGUUGACCCCAGAUGAUGAUAAUAAUGUAGUUGAUCAGCUGUUUAGACAAGCUGUAAAGAAUGUUCGGGAAAAAGACCAAGAAGCAGUGAAGAAGAGAGAUCUUGACAAGCAGACCAUAAAGAGAGCGAAGCUUGCAAAAGUGAGGGAGCAUAAUGAAUCUGUGUUGCGUGAUGCUGCAAUCGCUUCAACUUCAAAAUCUUUUCACGUUGGGGAAGAUGCUGAAACGAGCAAUGGCUCAGGAUCUUCAGCUAAAACCAAGAAACAAACACUUGCAUCAAUGCUGAAAAAGAAAGAAACUUCUAAAGACAGAUUAACUCAAAGGCUGUUGAACGCUCGAGUAAGGGACGCCACAGUCAGACAACUGACAGCAUCUGAGGAUGCAACCUACAGGGAAGCAUUUCCAAAUCAAUGGUAGCUUAAACUCUUACAUCCCUUCCAUACUUGUUUUCUAAAUGCUGGCUGGGGAUGUAAGAGACCAAAAUUGUUGUUCUUGUCUUGUCCAGUUUUACUUUAAUAUAGAGAUUUUUAAAUAAGUCGGAUUACUUGAAAGUAGUUCAGUUGCUACUUCUCCCCACCCCUAGAAUUCUGUUCAAAUUCCUUGAGACUUUUCAUUACAUUUGUGUGUUUGUAAAAUAUGACUUGCAAAAUUUAAGGAAAUAAACACGUUUCAUGAUGUUUUCUUC